AUGUUUCAAACCGUCAGCACACGCGACUUCGCCAGCAAGCGGCGGUCGGUUAAGUUAACUGCUGCCGGUGACACUGACGGCAACGGCGAAAGUCGCCGUUCAGCCCGGCGAGCGUCCGCCAUUCGCGCCGGCUCUUCAGGGGAAGGACGGCGAGGAGGUAACGGUGGAAAAGCAUCCGCGACCGACGCGGCGGCGACAGCGGGGAGUAGCCGAAGCCGGCGCAAAUGGACGCAGUCGAGCGGCAAUCGCGCGGCGCCAUCGACGGCGGAAGAUGCGGUGCAGGCGGAACUGGCGGCGACGCCGGGGCUGCUGGAGCCGAUGCGCGUCGAGCUGAUACCUGAGGAGGGGAAGGUGGACAGCUACCGCAUAAAGGCGGGCAUGAAAUCCCGGCACCCCCCAGGCGUGAUCUACGGCCUCCUGCGCGACUUCAAGCGCGGCCCCGCCAUUUUCCGCCACAUGGACAAGUGCUCCUCCGUGCCGCAGCCCGACGGGAGCCUGCUCGUCGUGCAGAACGUCAAGUGGCGGUUCCAGCUGUUCUCGGGGAAAUUCGACCUCGCGCUCUACUGUCAUUGUGACGACGCAACACGCACGAUCACGUACCGACUGGCAUCUCCUGGAUUCAUGAAAGAUUUUGUCGGCACAUCAACCAUUCGCAGCCUCUCUUCCCUCCCUCACACCCCACCCUCCUCCUCCUCCUCCCUGCCUCUCACCGUUCCCGGCACACGCACUAUCAGCCAUCCCCAGCCUCUGCUACAGCCAGAUCUACAGCCCCAGGCACCUCAGCCUAAGCCCUUGCACCCGGCGGUACAGAUAAAGCCGCUACAGCCGCGCCUCCCGCUACAGCAGCGGCUGCUACAGCUGCAGCAGGCGAUUCCCCUCGGCCGCUUCCCCGCUCAGCUGCUGGCGUUCGGCCGAGUGGCUGUGGGGGAGCCUCGGAUCGAAGGCGAGGGGCUAGGAGGGGGGAUUCUGGGUGGGUGGCCGCGGAUGGGUGAUGGAGCUGCUUCUGCUGUGCCCGUGGCAACAGCAGCAGGAGCAGUAGGAGCAUCAGCAGGAGCAGGAGCAGGAGGAGCGGUAGGGGGCAUGGUAGGAGGAGUUAAGAUUGGCGGAGGCGUGCUGUGGAACAGUGGCAUGUCGGCAGGUGCUGCUUCAGAGCUGGUGAAAUGUGAACCGUCAGAUUGCGGGUCGGUGAUUGAGAUCGUCCAGAGGGUCGAACCAACUGCGUUGCCGCUUGGCCCUUUGACCCAGUACAUAUUGGGUUACAUCAUUACAAGCCAAAUGCGAGGGCUGUUCCAUGACCUAU
Closterium sp. Naga37s-1 is the source of this 1300-nucleotide messenger RNA. The record is from the annotation of a GenBank genome assembly. NCBI's taxonomy places the organism in Eukaryota, Viridiplantae, Streptophyta, Zygnematophyceae, Desmidiales, Closteriaceae.